GUAAUUGCAUGGUCAGCAGUGGACGCCAGUGCCAGUCAGUGUGAUCCUCUGACGAGCAAUGAAACGGAUGAGUUCGAAAGUGAAGCGAAACGGAGGCGAUAUGAGUGGGGAACUGCGAAGUUCGCAUUCGAUGUGCUGGCUAGUGAUAAAAUUGGUCCUCGUCGUAAUUUGCCACCUGCACAUCACCAUCUAUGUGAAUCUGUGCCCUGGGCUAUCAAGUUACGAGCAAGUAUUGUGAUAAUUUACCACAACGAAGCACUUUCGGUGUUGAUCCGCAUGCUCAACAGUAUCUUCGAUCGAACGCCAUCACAUCUAAUUGAGGAAAUUAUCCUUUACGAUGACUGCAGUGACUAUGAUACUUUGCUCGUCAAUCACAUCAACAGUUACGGGAAGCAUGUUCAAUGGCCAAUGCAAAAGAUCGUAACACGUCGAAGUGAACAACGAUUAGGGCUUAUUAAAGCUAAGGUUAGACUCAGAAUUAUGAGGGAUAAUCAGUUUAUCACUUUUCUGGACGAUCCCAGAUUUCGCUACAAGUUAGCACCUUAA
Messenger RNA from Gongylonema pulchrum, 546 nucleotides. The record is from the annotation of a GenBank genome assembly. Lineage: Eukaryota; Metazoa; Nematoda; Chromadorea; Rhabditida; Gongylonematidae.